CAGACAGACAACGAAGACAGACAGAGCUUCCUCGGCUUGACCCUCGCCCUAGGACACAGGACACGAUGGACCUUAGCUCUGCUUCCAAAUGCCGCGAGAAAGAGGUGGGGUACCUCCACCAGCUCACCAUGGCCAUCCUGUCCGUGUCCUUUGUGGUUGGCGUAGUGGUCAACGGGCUGGUGCUCUGGAUGACCGCUUUCCGCAUGACCCGCACCGUCACCACCGUCUGGUUCUUCAACCUGGCCCUUGCUGACUUUAUUGUACUACUGUUCCUGCCUGUCGCCAUCUACAACCUGAUCACCCACCAUUGGCCCCUCACUGACUUGGCCUGCAAGUUCUACCUGGCCUUGAUGGUCCUCACCUUCUUUGCCAGCAUCUACCUCCUGGCCCUCAUCUCUGUGGACCGUUGCGUCUCUGUCCUCUACCCAGUGUGGGUCCGAAAUCACCGCACUGUGCAGCGAGCAAGCUGGCUGGCGCUCGGUGUAUGGCUCCUGGCUGCCAUCACUUGCUCUCCAUACUCGAUACUCCGGACUGGUGGAAAACAGGAAGGAUGUAGGUACUGCUUCUUCAAAUUCAACACAGAGAAUGAGAAGAACUCCAGCAACGGGGAUUCAGUGGUUUUUGACAGGCAACAGGUAGUGACCAUCACUCACUUCCUGGUGGGCUUCUUGGUGCCCCUGGUGAUCAUCAGCACCUGUGCCUACCUCAUCCGUGCCAAGCUCCAGCAGGAGGCCUGGGUCCACGCCAGCCGGCCCAGGAGGUUGCUGCUGGUGUUGGUAAGCGCCUUCUUCAUCUUCUGGUUCCCAUUCAACGUGGCACGCUUGAUCCAUCUGGGGCUAGCAAAGUCUCAUGACGCCACGAUGCUGCCCAUCCUCUGGGCUACCUUCUCCUUGGGCUGUCUCAACAGCUGCCUCAACCCCUUUCUCUACGUUUUUAUUGGCAGAGAUUUUAAAAAAACGUUUUUUCAGUCUCUGCCUUCUGCCCUGGCCAGGGCAUUUGGUGAGGAGGGGUUUCUCAACCACCCUGAUCCCGAGGUGAAGCACCCAGGGAAUGAUGAAAACCUUAAAGGGGAAGCUGAACGUCCUAAUCCUCCUGUGUAGUUUGCAGUCUCUUCCAUAGGCUGGCUUCCAAGACCCUGACACAUCCUGUCUCUUCUUUCAGGAAGUCUUCUUGGCAUUGCUUCAUCUAAACUGCUGCCUUAGAGACAUCUGGUUAUUUCCCCAUAUUCAUUCUAUCCUCCCUUUCUAGGAAGACUUCUAUUUGUUUUAAACUGCCCACAGCUAGCCAGAAAAAAAGAACAAAGACUAAAUUUCCCAGCAUCCUUUGCAACCAGGUAUGGCCAUCUUACUGCUUUCUGGCCAAUGGGAUGCGAGUGGAAGUAAUGGGUCUAACUUCCUUGAAGUGCUCUUGAAUGGGAGGGGUCUGCUCUAUGUUCUCCACUUCCCAAGGUCUAGAAUGCAAACGUAUUAGUUAGCUUUUGCUGCAUAACAAAUACCCCCCCAAAUUUAGAGGCUUCAAACCAUAACCUGUUAUGAUUUCUGUGGUCAGCAGUUUGGACUGGGCUGGGCUGAGCAGUUUCUGGUCUUCACUGGGCUUCCUCGUGGGGCCAACUACGUGACUCCACUUCUGAGAGGGGUGACUGGGACCAUGGGAUUGACGGAGUCACACAGCUCUCAGCGUCCUGCAGGCCGACAAAGGAGGGUUCCAUGAGCAAGACGGACAUCAUGAGAUGUACACUUGGCACUUUACACGAUGUUGCUAUGCCCAAGGGGUGAGGGAAUGCAUUCUACCUCCCUGGGGGGAAACCUUCAUAGUGACCUUGCAAAGGAGCAUAGAUACAGGAAGGCAUGCAGAACGGGGGCCAUUUUUGCAAACGGCCAGAGCAUCGUGGUGGCGAACCACGUGGAAAGUGACCAUGUUCCCAUCCCUGCUCUGCAAUGUGCAAACCCACACAGUCAGCAGAGAGAGUUCAAUUUCCAGCUCAUUGAAGCUACUGCUCUUCUGGGUCUAUUAAACCAUCGUGCCUCCAACCGCUGACACAUGUGCGAAGUGAUAUAAUAAAUGUCCUUAUUGUUAAAGCCAC
This is a messenger RNA of Molossus molossus (Pallas's mastiff bat), 2083 nucleotides long. Its product is annotated as probable G-protein coupled receptor 32. Gene Ontology annotation, biological process: inflammatory response; positive regulation of cytosolic calcium ion concentration; complement receptor mediated signaling pathway. The record is from RefSeq and is a predicted model, not a curated record. Gene Ontology annotation, molecular function: N-formyl peptide receptor activity; complement receptor activity. NCBI's taxonomy places the organism in Eukaryota, Metazoa, Chordata, Mammalia, Chiroptera, Molossidae. The coding region runs from base 66 to 1100 and encodes 344 amino acids. Gene Ontology annotation, cellular component: plasma membrane. The transcript has 2 exons.